AAGAUGGCGGCCGGCGGGCUGAGCGUGAGAGUCGUAGCGUUGGAAGAUAUCAUGGAAGGCUCCUGUCAGUUGUCCCACUACCAUUGCUUUGCCUGGGCAAGCGACACUCCUUAUUUCACCAGAAGCAGCAGGGAACUGUGGACCAUAGUGCUGGGCAGAUCAGCUUUGAGAGAACCAGCUCAGAUUGCAGAAGAGUUAAAUAAACGCUGGCAGAGGCUACUUGAAGGGCUUUCGUAUUACAAACCACCCAGUGCAAAUUCAGCAGCAAAAGUAAAAGCUGAUAAAAAUGUGGCUGCCCCACUGAAGGAAUUGGGUCUGAGAGUCAGCAAAUUUUUGAGUUUGGAUGAAGAGCAAAGUGUGCAGCUGUUACAAUGUUACCUGCAAGAGGAUUACAGAGGGACCAGAGACUCAUUAAAGACUGUUCUGCAAGAUGAAAGACAAAGUCAGGCUCUAAUAUUGAAGCUGGCUGACUACUAUUAUGAGGAAAGGAUUUGUAUUCUUCGCUGUGUCCUCCACCUUCUCACUUACUUCCAAGAUGAGAGACACCCUUAUAUGGUCCCGUUUUCACAGUGUGUGGAAAAACUGGAUAAGGAACUGGUUCCUAAUUAUAGGAAACAGUUUGAAGAGCUAUUCAGAGCAGAAGCACCUACGUGGGAGACCCAUGGAAGUCUAAUGACAGAGCGGCAAGUCUCUCGUUGGUUUGUACAGUGCCUCCGUGAGCAGUCCUUGCUACUGGAAGUCAUCUUCCUUUACUAUGCCUAUUUUGAGAUGGCUCCUGAGGAGCUGUUGGCAUUUGCCAAGAUGUUCAAAGAGCAGGGAUUUGGCUCUAGGCAGACCAACAGGCAUUUGGUUGAUGAGAGUAUGGACCAUCUAGUAGAUCGUGUUGGGUACUUCAGUGCUCUAAUUCUAGUGGAAGGCAUGGAAAUUGACUCUCUGCAUGAGCGUUUGUUGGAUGACAGAAAAGAAGAACAUAAAUUUGCUAGUAGUGGGCAGAUCCGGCAGGAAAUGGACAGCCUAUUGUUGACUUUAGGGGAUGUUCCCCAUCAUGCCCCCAUCCUCUUGGCUUGGGCUUUGCUUCGCCACACCUUGAGCUCUGAAGAGGCAACCAAUGUGAUCCGGCGCAUGGGGAGCACUGCUAUCCAGCUGAAUGUUUUCCAGUAUUUGACAAAGCUGCUUCGGUCCAUAAGCAGUGAAGGAAAUUGUAUUUCUAGCACAGCGUGCAUGUGUAUUUACGGCCUACUUUCCUUUGUCCUUACCUCACUGGAGCUGCACACACUAGGCAAUCAGCAGGACAUCAUAGAUACAGCAUGUGAAGUUCUAUCCGCUUCAAGCAUUCCUCCACUCUUCUGGAAGACAGAACCAACUGCAGGACUGGGCAUUAUCUUGGACAGUGUUUGUGGGAUGUUUCCCCACCUCCUUUCUCCACUGCUGCAGUUACUUACUGCACUAGUUUCAGAUAAAUCUACUGCAAAAAAGGUAUAUACCUUCUUGGAUAAGAUGUCUUUCUACAUUGAACUGUAUAAGCACAAACCACCAGAUGUGAUAUCUCAUGAAGAUGGUACCCUGUGGCGAAGACAGGUGCCAAAGCUGCUCUAUCCCCUUGGAUUGGGUCAAACAAAUCUCCGGAUUCCUCAGGGAACAGUGGGCCAGGUGAUGCUAGAUGACCAGGCCUAUUUGGUACGAUGGGAGUAUUCGUAUAGUAGCUGGACAUUAUUCACGUGUGAGAUUGAGAUGUUGCUGCAUGUUGUGUCAACUGCUGAUGUAAUCCAGCAUUGCCAGAGGGUUAAACCAAUCAUAGAUCUGGUUCACAAAGUCAUCAGUACUGAUGUGUCAAUAGCAGAUUAUCUUCUGCCCAUUACUUCUCGGAUCUACAUGUUGUUACAAAGGUUAACUACUGUGAUUUCUCCUCCCGUUGAUGUUAUUGCUUCCUGUGUCAACUGUUUGACAGUACUGGCUUCCCGAAUGCCUGCAAAAGUUUGGACUGAUCUUCAUCAUACAGGCUUUUUACCAUUCGUUGCUAAUCCAGUUUCCAGUAUAAGUCAUAUGAUCAGUGCAGAGGGAAUGAAUGCUGGAGCCUAUGGUAACUUGCUGAUGAGUAUUGAGCAGCCACAAGGCGAAUAUGGUGUUACUAUCUCCUUCCUGAAUCUAGUCAUGACAUUAGUCCGGGGCCAGCUUGGCAAUACUCAAAGCCAGGGUUUGGUGCCUUGUGUCGUCUUUGUCUUAAAAGAGAUGCUGCCAAACUAUCACAAGUGGCGCUACAACUCCCAUGGAGUAAGAGAGCGAAUCGGAUAUCUUAUUCUUCAGCUGAUCCAUGCAAUCUUAAAUCUUUACCCUGAAAUGGAUCCGCAUAGCAGCAGUGCCCCCAGCCUGCAGUCCCUUUGCAUCUUUAGCUUGGCCAAUACUGAAGCUGCCGUCAUCAACAUCAUGGGCAUUGUGGACACCAUUGACAUGGUGAUGGCCACACAAUCCAGCAGUGAUGACUCUCAAGGCCAGGGCCAGCUGCUUAUCCAAACAGUGAAGCUGGCAUUCUCUGUUACCAAUAACGUCAUCCGGUUAAAGCCUCCAUCCAGCAUGGUGUCUCCUCUAGAGCACGCCCUUACUCAGCAUGGUGCCCACAGAAACAAUCUGAUUGCUGUGUUGGCGAAGUAUAUCUACCACAAACAUGAUCCAGCCUUGCCACGCCUUGCCAUUCAGCUCCUGAAGCGACUGGCUACAGUGGCUCCAAUGUCUGUCUAUGCGUGCCUUGGCAAUGAUGCUGCUGCUAUCCGAGAUGCCUUUCUGACACGUCUGCAGAGCAAAAUUGAGGACAUGCGUAUUAAAGUCAUGAUUCUUGAGUUUCUCACAGUUGCUGUAGAGACACAGCCUGGUCUCAUCGAGUUAUUUCUCAAUCUAGAAGUAAAAGAUGGGAAUGAUGGUUCUAAGGAAUUCAGCCUGGGAGAAUGGAGCUGCCUUCAUGUAGUUUUGGAGCUGAUAGAUUCCAAGCAGCAGGAGCAAUACUGGUGCCCUCCACUUCUGCAGCGAGCCACAGUCGCCUUUCUCCAUGCCCUGUGGCAGGAUCGCCGAGAUAGUGCAAUGUUAGUCCUCCGGACCAAGCCAAAAUUUUGGGAAAACUUAACUAAUCCACUCUUUGGAACCCUUCCUCCACCCUGUGAGACAUCUGAGCUGAGUGUCCUGGACACCUGUGCCUUGAUCAUGAAAAUAAUUUGUCUUGAGAUCUACUGUGUGGUCAAGGGUUCUUUGGACCAGUCAUUGAAAGACACACUUAACAAGUUUUCCACAGAGAAGAGAUUUGCAUACUGGUCAGGCUAUGUGAAGUCCUUGGCAUUCCAUGUGGCAGAGACAGAAGGCAUUGGCUGCACCUCUGUGACCGAGUACCAGAUGCUGAUCUCAGCAUGGCGGAUGAUGCUCAUCGUCUCUGCCAGCCAUGCUGACAUUAUGCACUUAUCUGACUCGGAGAUCAAGCAACUGUUCCUGGAUGUUUUGAGUGGGACCAAGACUUUGUUGCUGGUUCCUACGUCUGUGUGCUGCUUGCAACUAGGAUCCAUGCUAAGCACCCUUCUGUUAAUCCUGUUGAGACAGUGGAAAAGCGAGUUGGACUGUGUGGAUAAAAUCAUAAAUUCCUUGAUGCAGAUCCUGGAUGGCGUGCUUCAGGCUGACCAGCUGAUGAUGGAGAAGACCAAAGCCAAAGUGUUCUCUGCACUGAUCACAGUCCUCCACAUGAAAGAAAUGAAAGUGAGCGAGAUCCCUCAGUAUUCCCAGCUGGUGUUGAGUGUGUGUGAAACACUCCAAGAGGAAUUUAUUGCCCUCUUUGAUCACACUCGGCAUUGCUUGACCUCUGGAGACUCCACAGAUGACAAAGACAGCAUGGAAACAGAUGAUGCCUCCAGACAUAAGCAGAAAGACCAGCGAGAUGGGGUAUGUGUGUUGGGACUUCAUCUAGCAAAAGAGCUCUGUGAAAUGGAUGAAGAUGGAGAUUAUUGGCUACAAGUUACCAGAAAAAUCCCCAUGCUCCCCACUCUUUUCACCACCCUGGAGAUCAGUUUAAGGCUGAAGCAAAACCUCCACUUUACAGAAGCCUCAUUACAUCUGCUGCUAACUUUGGUCAGGACCCAGCAGGGGGCAGCAGCUGUGGCAGGAGCUGGCAUCAUGCAGAGCAUCUGUUUGCCCCUCUUGAGUGUCUACCAGCUGAGCACUAAUGGAGCUGGUCAGGUGCCACCUGCCUCUCGGAAAUCUCUGGAUGCCCCUUCCUGGCCUGGAGUCUAUCGUCUUUCCAUUUCGUUGAUGGAGCGCCUUCUGAAGACUCUCCGGUACAACUUUCUCACUGAUGCCUUGGACUUUGUAGGUGUCCAUCAAGAGAGAAUCCUUCAGUGCCUGAAUGCGGUCCGAACAGUGCAGAGUCUAGCCUGCCUUGAGGAAGCAGAUCAUACUGUGGGGUUCAUUCUUCAGCUUUCCAACUUCAUGAAAGAGUGGCAUUUCCAUCUGCCACAGCUCCUGGGAGAUGUGCAGGUGAAUCUGUGCUACCUGUGCCAGGCUUGCACUUCGCUCCUCCAUAGCCGCAAAAUGCUUCAGCAUUAUUUACAGACCAAGAAUGGCGAUUCCCUUCCAUCGGCUGUCAUGCCUCGAGUCCAGCGUCAUCUGCAGGCUUCUGCCAAGCCACCAAACUCGGAGACAGAAGCAGCAGAGCAGAAGGCUCUCCGCACUGUGCAGUACAGCCUCCUGAAAAUCCUCAGCAAAUCUCUAGCUGCCUUGCGCCACUUCACCCCGGACAUCUGUCAAAUCCUCCUUGAUCAGUCGUUGGACCUUGCUGAGUACAAUAUCCUUUUUAUGCUGAGCUUUACUACUCCCGCCUUUGAUUCUGAGGUGGCCCCCUCCUUUGGGACACUGCUGGCCACUGUCAACGUGGCCCUCAACAUGCUAGGAGAGCUGGAUAAGAAGAAGGAGUCUCUCACUUUGCCUGCAGGGCUGACCACCCAGCAAGAAGGAAAUAAGACUCUCAAGUCUCUUCUUAUGUUUACAAUGGAAAACUGUUUCUACCUGCUCAUCUCUCAGGCUGUCCGGUAUUUGAAGGACCCAGCUGUGCACCCAAGAGACAAGCAGCGGAUGAAACAGGAGCUUAGUUCAGAGCUGAGUACUCUUCUCUCCAGCCUCUCCCGUUAUUUUCGCCGUGGCGGCCCCUCUUCUCCUGCUACUGGUGUUCUCCCCUCUCCGCAAGGAAAAUCUUCGUCAAAGCUAGGGCCUGAAGGACAGGAACCUCUUUUCCAGCUGGUGCAGGCCUUUGUCAGACAUGUGCAAAGAUAGAUUCCAUGCAGCCCCUUUCAAGAUGAUCACCCAAGUUCAUUUCCAUCAGCUUUGGGCCACACCCCUGGCGUCAGGAGGAAGCUUCAACACCCUCGCCAGAAGAGCAUGCUCUCUAAAGGAAGUGGAAUGGUCCAAAACCAGAUGCCUUCUUAAGAGAAAACUAGUUGUUGUUUGUGUGAGAUGAGUCAAUCUGGCUUGGCCUUAGUGAACCAAUUCCUUAUUGUUACAGUUCAUGUAGGAAGGAAAUUGGAGGGAAAGAGAUUGGCUUGAAGGGACCCUUCCCACCCUUUCCUGGAUUGGGCAUUAACCUCUCAGUAUAAAGAUGCAGCCUGCCUCUGGUGAAGCGUAGACAAAGGAUGGAACCAGAAGUGAAGACCUAUCUGUCGACUUCUCUUAGUUGUCCCAUUGGACCAGGCACUCCUGCUCAGGUUUACCAGAGUGCAGGUGAGACUUUUCAAUGGUGGGGGCAGCCUCUUCCUUCAAGACACAUUUUAAAGCCAGAAUUCCAUUGCUUUGGUCUCACUCUUUUUGUAUUACUUGUUCCCUAUUUAUACUGAUUAAAAACAUUUCUAAGCAAUA
Molecule: messenger RNA, 5877 nt
Organism: Sceloporus undulatus (fence lizard)
Lineage: Eukaryota; Metazoa; Chordata; Lepidosauria; Squamata; Phrynosomatidae
Gene: NUP188
Product: nucleoporin 188
Biological process (GO): RNA export from nucleus; protein import into nucleus
Cellular component (GO): nuclear pore inner ring
Molecular function (GO): structural constituent of nuclear pore
Source: RefSeq, a predicted model, not a curated record